CAGGAGCGCGCCGGGUCGUUUGGCUCCCAGCUGCGUUCUCUGUCGCUUUCCUCUUCUUUCCCCGCCUCCGGGCCUCCGCAGCGACGCGGCCGGGGCGGGAGCCGAGCCGGAGCCGAGCCGGAGCCGCAGAGACACGGAAACAUGGAGGCCUGAGCCGGCGUGCGCCAUCCCAGCUGCAGCAGCGAUCACGGCUUGUCGGCUUGUCCUGUUCCCCCUCUGCCGCCCGCUGGUCUGUCGGUGAGCUGGAAACGGAUCUCCCGGCCGGCUGAGACAGGUUGUCGUGUGGAAAUGAAGGUUUAAGGACAAGUAUUCUACCAGGUUAGAAGAUGGGUUCAAACAGCAGCAGAAUUGAUGAUCUUCCUAAGAAUGAAUACUUAAAAAAGUUAUCAGGCACAGAAUCUGUCUCCGAGAAUGACCCGUUCUGGAAUCAGCUUCUCUCCUUUUCUUUUCCUGCACCAACCAGCAGUACUGAGUUGAAGCUCUUGGAAGAGGCAACUGUUUCAGUUUGCAGGUCUUUAGUUGAAAACAAUCCUCGAACAGGAAACCUUGGUGCAUUAAUUAAGGUCUUCCUUUGUAGAACCAAAGAACUAAAGCUUUCAGCUGAAUGUCAGAACCACAUCUUCAUUUGGCAGACUCACAAUGCUUUGUUUAUUAUUUGCUGUUUGCUGAAAGUGUUCAUUUGUGAGAUGUCAGAGGAGGAAUUACAACUUCAUUUUACUUAUGAAGAAAAAUCUCCUGGCAGUUACAGUUGUGACUCAGAAGAUCUUUUGGAAGAAUUAGUCUGCUGUUUGAUGCAGUUAAUCAUUGAUAUCCCACUCUUAGAUAUUACAUAUGAAAUAUCAGUAGAAGCUAUAUCAACGAUGGUUGUUUUCCUUUCCUGCCAACUCUUCCACAAGGAAGUUUUGCGGCAGAGCAUCAGUCACAAGUAUUUGAUGCGAGGUCGAUGUCUUCCAUACACCAGCAAACUGGUGAAAACCUUGUUAUAUAACUUUAUCAGACAAGAAAAGCCACCUCCUCCAGGAACACAUGUUUUGUCUCAGCAGUCGGAGGGGGGAGGACUGCUCUAUGGACUGGCAUCAGGAGUAGCAACUGGACUCUGGACUGUCUUCACACUGGGCGGUGUGGGCAGCAAGGCGGCUGCCACUGCAGAACUUUCUUCCCCUCUGGGCAACCAGAGUCUUCUGCUUCUGCUGGUGCUGGCCAACCUAACAGACGCUGCAGACGCACCAAACCCCUACCGGCAGGCCAUUAUGUCCUUUAAGAACACACAAGAUAACAGCCCUUUCCCCUCGUCAAUUCCACAUACUUUCCAGAUUAACUUUAACAGUUUGUAUACAGCUCUGUGUGAACAGCAGGCGUCUGAUCAGGCAACUCUCCUGUUGUAUACAUUGCUCCAUCAGAAUAGUAAUAUUAGGACAUACAUGCUGGCUCGCACAGACAUGGAAAAUCUUGUUUUACCAAUUCUAGAGAUUCUGUAUCACGUUGAAGAAAGAAAUUCACACCAUGUAUAUAUGGCCCUCAUAAUAUUGUUGAUCCUUACAGAAGAUGAUGGCUUCAAUAGAUCCAUUCACGAAGUGAUAUUAAAAAAUAUUACUUGGUAUUCAGAACGGGUUUUAACUGAAAUUUCACUGGGGAGUCUCCUGAUAUUGGUCGUAAUAAGAACCAUUCAAUACAACAUGACAAGGACAAGAGACAAGUACCUUCACACAAAUUGUUUGGCAGCUUUGGCAAAUAUGUCGGCUCAAUUUCGUUCUCUCCAUCAGUAUGCUGCCCAGAGGAUCAUCAGUUUGUUUUCCUUGCUGUCUAAAAAACACAACAAAGUUCUAGAACAAGCCACACAGUCCUUGAGAGGUUCGCUAAGUUCCAAUGAUGUUCCUCUACCAGAUUACGCCCAAGACCUAAAUGUCAUUGAAGAAGUGAUUCGGAUGAUGUUAGAGAUCAUCAAUUCCUGCCUGACGAAUUCUCUUCACCACAAUCCAAACUUGGUAUAUGCACUGCUUUACAAACGAGAGCUCUUUGAACAAUUUCAAACUCAUCCUUCAUUUCAGGAUAUAAUGCAAAAUAUUGAUCUGGUGAUCACCUUCUUUAGCUCGAGGUUGCGACAAGCUGGAGCUGAGCUGUCAGUGGAACGGGUCCUGGAAAUCAUCAAGCAGGGAGUUGUUGCACUGCCCAAAGACAGGCUGAAGAAAUUUCCAGAAUUGAAAUUCAAAUACGUGGAAGAAGAGCAGCCCGAGGAGUUUUUUAUCCCCUAUGUCUGGUCUCUGGUCUACAACUCGGCCGUGGGCCUGUACUGGAACCCACAGGACAUCCAGCUCUUCACCAUGGAUUCCGACUGAAGGCGGCCCCAGCUCCCACCCUGACCCCCUCCAGCCAAGCAGUCCUCAUAGUUACUUUUUUCUGGAGAACAGUAGACAGAUUGCCUGGUAUGUCUUCUAGUAAAGAGGAUCACACAGGCAUGUUUCCCUUGCGCACUUGGAUUUGGAGAAGUGAUGCCCAUCGGCAGUAGAUCACUCAGCUUAGAUUGCAGUGCAAAAAGUGGGGGAAUACACAACAAUAAUAAAUAUAAAUCCUGCUAUUCCACAUGCAAUUUUAUUUCUAAACCAAAAUCUAGAGCUUUUCCAGGAACCUGAUGCCUUAGGCAUAUAACACUUACCAAUAUGUAUUUUUUUAUUUUGCAUGUUCAAGAUUUUUGGUGUGUGUGUGUGUGUGUGUGUGUGUGUGUGUUCCUUUCAACAUUAAAAAAUAUCAAUAUGAAAAGAUGACAGGAUAGGAAUUAAUAAGGAAAUGAAACCGUGUGUGUGGCAGGGCUGCUUUUCAGAGGGCCCGGGAUUUAAUAAACAUGGUGAGCAGGCAAUUGGCUGUGAGCCGUCAGAUCCUCUGCAACUUGCCCUCAAAGAAAGAAAUGGCUCCUUCUCGUGAAGCCCAGAUUAGUUUUCUGUGGAUUUGGCCUCUGAGCUGUAGCUGAAUUAAAUUGGAGUCUUGUACAAAUUAGGUUAAUCUAUCUGAAUUAAUUAUUGAGAAAAGAAAAGCUUCAUUUCAAAAGCAAUCUUUUUUCUUCAACCAGACUAAUAGGAGAAGAAAGAGAUCAAUUUGAUUAAUACGGUAUUCCCCAUGAGAUGAAAAACAUGUUUUUCUCUUCAUUUCUGACUUUGUUUGAACUCUUACGGGCCUAAGCGAUCCGUGUUUGGUCCCUGAGCUGGAGGGAGGGGCUUCUCUGAGGGAAAGGCCAGAGAGCGCUCCGCAGAGCAGCAGCAUUGGGGGCCAAGCAGGACAAUCCUGUCAAGUCCCCCUCCACGUCCAUGGUCGCCCUGUCACAGCCUAGAUGAGGAGCCUGUUUCAUUCAAAAAGACCCAGAAAGUGUUUGAUUUUCUGCAUAGAAGCGCACAACCCCACAGGAGACCAAGCACCCUCCUUCAGCCAGCUGCCAUCUAAUCCAGGACAAGGUUCAAGGACCAGCUUCUCUCCUGUCGCUGUGUCCCCCACUGGAGGCCUGAGUCAUGUUGCCCCGUCUCUGUCUCUUGAGGAGCCGGGAGGAGCCAUCUUCAGUCACACCACUCUCUGGAAAAGGGUAAAAAUGCUGCCCGUCGACCAGUGCACACCUGUGUGCUUUCUGCCCGAAAAAGCCUGGGCUGCUCCAUCCUUCAGCAGGGUGUUGAGGUCAGCCGGUGGUUUCAUUAUCCUCUCCGAGACCAGUGUUGACACCAGAGCUCCCUGGGGCUGGCGAUGCAGGGCCGUUGCUGGCGGGGACCCGGGAGGCCCGUGCAGCUCACCUGCUGCCUCCACACGGCUCGUCUGUUCAGGCCUCUUCCCUGUCCCCAUGAGUGGCUGGAACGCUUGUAUUUAACGUCACCCGGACAGGGCCUCAGGCCAGCACAUGAGGCAUGAUAACGGCUUCUGCUGAGCCCAGCUUGAAGGCGAGAUUGAAGACGGAAGGGCCAGUCCUCACAGUCAGAAGGGGGACGUGGUAUGAUUAUCAUCUUGGGUAGCAAUUAUUUUUAUUUCUUAGGUGGGGAAAUGCUAUACAACUUUAAUUUGUUUCCGAAGCUUUUUGAUUUGCUUCCUUUCCUUUAAACCAAAACACGAAAUUUUCAAAGGGUCUCGUGGGGCUACGCAGCCUCUGGUAGGACCACAAAACUGUCCUCAGAGGCUGCCAUGGGAUAGUCACUGGGCUGCAGGACCCUCAGUUCUUGUGACAGGAGGAAAUAGGGUCCCCCAAAACUCAGUCACAGAGAGCAGACAACUAAGGAAGGCUUGAUUGAGGAAACCCCAGUCUUGCCCAGAUCACCUGGCUCACCAAGGUGCCCCCAAAGCCCCAUUCCCAGCAGCCCCCUUUCCUGCCUUACCCCCUCCUUUUAACCACACAGCGGAAGUGCUCACUGACCUAAAAGCUCAGCUGGGGCUGCAGCCUGAGAAGCAACGUGUGUGUACAUGCUCCCAGACACCACUGCAUCACCAUCUCGGCUCUACAAAUCCACCAGGAGUUGCUUAUUUUUGUGAAAGAUUUAUUACAUGACAAUAAAUUUAAAUGAUAUGCUUGAA
Molecule: messenger RNA, 4539 nt
Organism: Hipposideros armiger (great roundleaf bat)
Lineage: Eukaryota; Metazoa; Chordata; Mammalia; Chiroptera; Hipposideridae
Gene: DYM
Product: dymeclin
Exons: 17
Coding region: 327-2336 (669 amino acids)
Biological process (GO): Golgi organization
Cellular component (GO): Golgi apparatus
Source: RefSeq, a predicted model, not a curated record